UUGAACGUACUGCGCAUGCGUGAUGUCAGCUGCGGUUUGAAAAGUGAUUCAAAUAAAGAAUCAAUAGAUAAACGCGGCUGUAAAAUGUCCAGAGAAGAGGAUGACAGCAAGAGCAAGGCGUUCCGGCUGCCGGAGGCUCUGGAUAUCCGUAAAUUUCCCUGUGUCAGAAAUGCCGUUCUGCAUGGAGCUGGAGGCUCGGUUGUUUUUGGACUGCUGCACUUUUUAUUCACCAGUCGGGUGAGGAGAUCUUUUGACGUAGGAUACGCCGGCUUUCUGGUCACCACACUGAGUUCCUGGGUUUAUUGUCACUUCAAGACAUUUCAACUACUUGUGGAGAAAAAGCAAACCCAGUAUGCCAUCAAGAAUAAGUUGUUGUACGAAGGGACCAGCCUGGACCCCACAAAAAAAGCAACAGAGCAGUCAACAGCGCAGGUGCCGCCGGAAAGCACGUGAACUCCAGCGAUGAAGCUCCUCCCCCUCACAGAUAGAAGGUUUCAGGAGAAAGAAGGGAUCGAUUGGGGUGGAUGCAGAAUGUCUGGUGGCACUCCACUGUCAUGAUUGUUUUGUUUGUUUGUUUUUUAAAUAGCUUUAGGAAAUGACGAAUAAUGGUUGAGUUACAAAAAAUGCACUCAAACUAACAACGAACCAAGUCGCCACCCACUGAGUGAUCGUCUGUUAGCGGUACAAAAUACUUUCUAACUCCACCCUCUCAAAAGAGGGUCUGGAUACACUUAACGUUUAUCAGAUUUUGAAGUGGCGAAGGAGCCGUUGUAUCCACAGUCAACAUCGGGCGGCGAUUAGCCGAGAUCUCCCACAUAAUCAUCAUUGUGACAGAGUUAUCACACAAGCAGGAAAAGACUGGAGAUGACAAUAAUUUUGCCUACUGAUCAAGCACGAGUCCAUCACCAAGUAGUAUUUUAAAGAAAAAUUAAUCGAUUGCUGAAAGUUUUUGUCACCCAACAGUUGCGUCACCAUUUCCACAGCGUCUUUUGCUGGUAACUAUUAAAAAAACCAUGCAGGUCUGUUGAAUCCGACUCCUGUGGAGAUCUCAGACGGUCAGCCUUGAAUUAAUGCAGUCUUAGUUCUGCCUGUUUACAUUUCAGCUAAUAUUUCAAAAACUGGAUUUCUGUCAUGACACAGUCAUUAUAAAAUGUGAUUCUGUUCUCUAACCCGGUGUUGCUGCCUCCAAACGUGCGCUUUUUGUCCAUGAAGGAAAACUGUUCCUGUAGUGUGUUCCAAUCCCAUUAAAAAAAUGCUCCUACUAGUGAUUACACUGGUCCAAAAAAAAUUUUGUAUGGACUUUGAUAACUGAAUUAGGCUAAUUUUGGAGUCCUGAAUCCAAAUCUGAGCUCAGAUUUCCUCCAUCACGUCACGUUUUUUUUUUUUAUCUGCAUAUUCCGUAUUGAUGCAUUACGCAAAAGUUGCUCAUUCACUCAUGAGUUUGAUGCCACUGUUCAUGUACAAAAGCAGCUUCAAGAGCAUAGUUUUAAAACCAGGUUCACAAAAUGUUAACAAGAGCCGUAAUAAAGUUUAUGGCACCGAAGAAGUGUACGAGACUGCAGCUUUGCUUCAAUGCUUGAUAAAAAAAAUAUGUUUUCAUAUCUCAAAAACAUGAUGUGAUUGCCAAAAAAUAACACCAGAUUCAGGUUCAGCACCCCAAAAUUACACAACAUCCAUUGAAAAAUUCUGCUAGAAAAAUCGUGUUGACCAGUGUAAUUUUCCAUUAUUUAAUAAUUUUCUGUUAUAAUAUUCAGUUAUUUGCAAAGCAAAUUAGUAAUGAGUCUGAAAAUCUUCCAUAACAAGCCAAUCUUCUUUGCUGUGGUUACAGAAAUUACUUGCUAUAAUAUAAAAUGUAGUUUCAUCUGA
Molecule: messenger RNA, 1866 nt
Organism: Thalassophryne amazonica
Lineage: Eukaryota; Metazoa; Chordata; Actinopteri; Batrachoidiformes; Batrachoididae
Product: cytochrome c oxidase assembly protein COX20, mitochondrial
Exons: 4
Coding region: 16-453 (145 amino acids)
Biological process (GO): mitochondrial respiratory chain complex IV assembly
Cellular component (GO): mitochondrial inner membrane; mitochondrion
Source: RefSeq, a predicted model, not a curated record